This is a messenger RNA of Drosophila rhopaloa, 652 nucleotides long. It is a transcript of the gene Det, whose product is annotated as baculoviral IAP repeat-containing protein 5. The record is from RefSeq and is a predicted model, not a curated record. Bases 95 to 556 code for a protein of 153 amino acids. NCBI's taxonomy places the organism in Eukaryota, Metazoa, Arthropoda, Insecta, Diptera, Drosophilidae. The transcript is spliced from 3 exons.
CCCUGUUUUCAAAGGCCGCAGCAACAACGACGCGCUGUUUGUGAAAACUCACAGUUUUUGUUAUUUGCGCCUCGAAAUUGUGGAAUAAAAGCAGAUGGAGACUCCGGCGGUGAACGAUAUUGCAGCGAGCUUGAGUGGCGAAAAGCUGGAGGUGUUCCGGAAGUUGAAUCUCCUGGAACAGCAUCGCGUCGAGAGUUUCAAGGAUUGGCCCUUUCCCGCGACGGCUUCCUGCAGCAUUUCAAAGAUGGCCGAGGCGGGAUUCUAUUGGACGGGCACCAAACGCGAGAAUGACACCGCCACUUGUUUUGUGUGCGGAAAAACCCUCGAUGGUUGGGAAUCCGAGGAUGACCCGUGGAAGGAGCACCACAAACAUGCCCCUCAAUGCGAGUUCGUUAAGCUAGCGUGUGCUGAAAAGGAUUUAACUGUCUCACAAUUCCUCGAAAUACUUGGAACCGUCGUCAAAUGCAACAUAGAGAAAACAUGCAAAGCCUUUAAACUGAGCUUUAUUCGGGAAAACGAGGAGCGUCUAGAUGAGUUUAUGCACAAUAAUAAGUAGUGUUUGUUUUUUUAUUCUAACUUAAUAUAUAUUUAACAUGUCAUGUAUAAAGAUUUGCUAAUAAAAAGGAUGUUAAUGCCAUAGAAAAUACCAUAA